AUGAAUGAGAGCUCCGACGACGACGACGCCACCGUGAAAGGCAAGGCUCGUUACUUCGCUUGUCCCUUCUACAGAAACAAUGCCGUACGCCAUUCGGCCUGCUUAAGUCUCAGAAUGGUUCGGAUCCGAGAUGUGAAGCAACACCUCCAGAGGCGACACUCGGAGCCUCGCUACUACUGCUCGACUUGCUACAAGAGGUUUGAAACAGAACUGGAGCAGUCUCAACACGUGCAGAGUCAGUCUGCUGUACUGUGCUCCUCGACCGACGAAGAAUUCGACUUCGUUCCACCACACGCAAAAGACCUUCUCAAAUCCAAGGUUAGCAGGAAGGAUACAGCGGAGGAGCAAUGGUACACUGUCUGGGACAAGAUAUUUGAGCCAAAGCCAAGACCUUACCACCCGUACAUGGGAACAGUCAUAGAAGAAGUCAGCUCUAUGCUACAAAAGUUUUGGCAGCACGAAGGAGACCAGAUUGUUUCGAGGUUUAUGGAAACCCGACAAGUUCAAAUGGAGAAAGAAAUUAAUCUCAAGGAUACUCUGAAAUACCUGAUGGAAGAAUCUCAUCACAUCUUUGGAAGGAAGUUCCGAUUUUCACAGGCUGUGGAGAGAUCCAUUCAGUCUUCAAGCAAUGAAGAGCUUUGUGGCCCUAGAUAUCAAGCUUCGGGGUCCUCACGUGGCGAAGAUACGCCAGCUUUAUGCACCAUGAUGACUGGUCUAGACCAGGAGAGCUUCGAAUCUCUUUCUCAUGAUCUGACCUCUCAACAUUUUGGAGAGGACGAGGAGGACAACAGAAUCUGGAGUGGGAUUUACGCAGGAAUUAACGCAAAGAUUCCUUCUGCUCCUGAAGAUAUUGACUUUGCAGGCAUUGGAACCGGCACAGAGGAAUUCAACAUCGAUUUCACAACAUCAUUUGGAUGUGAAUUUGUUGGCUAG
Molecule: messenger RNA, 933 nt
Organism: Colletotrichum orchidophilum
Lineage: Eukaryota; Fungi; Ascomycota; Sordariomycetes; Glomerellales; Glomerellaceae
Exons: 1
Coding region: 1-933 (310 amino acids)
Source: RefSeq, a predicted model, not a curated record